Molecule: messenger RNA, 1645 nt
Organism: Tripterygium wilfordii
Lineage: Eukaryota; Viridiplantae; Streptophyta; Magnoliopsida; Celastrales; Celastraceae
Product: probable polyol transporter 6
Exons: 2
Coding region: 36-1577 (513 amino acids)
Biological process (GO): transmembrane transport
Cellular component (GO): membrane
Molecular function (GO): carbohydrate transmembrane transporter activity
Source: RefSeq, a predicted model, not a curated record
UAAACAAGAUUGACGGACGUUUUUAGAGAAGGAAAAUGGCUUCUACUGGAUCUCCCAUGGAGAAGGAGAAGCCCACUGAAGUUGAAGCCCUAGAAAAUGUACCCGCAGUUGCUGGUUAUGGAAAGCCUCGUCUCAACAACUAUGUUCUCGCUUGCGCUCUCUUGGCCUCCACAGCCUCCAUUCUAUUGGGCUAUGACAUUGGGGUGAUGAGUGGUGCAGAGAUUUUAAUCAAAGACAACCUAAAAAUUUCAUCAACCCAGACAGAGAUCUUGGUGGGUAUUCUCAAUGUGUCUUCACUGAUAGGUUCACUCGCAUCUGGAAAAACUUCAGAUUACAUAGGCAGGCGAUACACAAUAGUACUAGCAGCAUCGACAUUUCUAAUCGGUGCACUUCUGAUGGGCUUUGCACCAUCUUUUCCCUACCUCGUCGCCGGCCGAGUUGUCGCUGGAAUCGGCGUCGGAUACUCCCUAAUGAUCGCUCCCGUCUACACCGCCGAGUUGUCUCCGGCCAUGACAAGGGGACUCCUCACUUCGUUCCCUGAAGUAUUCAUAACCUUGGGGAUUCAAUUGGGUUACAUAAUCAAUUUCGCACUCUCAGGUCUCCCUGAUCACAUAAAUUGGAGAAUAAUGUUGGGUCUGGCUGGGUUACCGGCAAUUGUGAUUGGGUUUGGAGUACUGGCUAUGCCGGAGUCUCCACGGUGGCUCGUCAUGAAAGGCAGGACGACUGAGGCUAAACAUGUUUUGAACAGAACGUCAGAUACGGCAGAGGAAGCUGAGCUUAGACUCGCUGAAAUAACCCAAGCCGCUGAUACGGAUUUGGGCCAGGAAGGCCCAUCAAGAGAGAAUUGGCAUGGACAAGGUGUUUGGAAAGAGCUUUUCAUAAGCCCAUCCAGGCCCAUUAAGCGGAUACUAGUCGCCGCUAUUGGGAUUAAUUUCUUCAUGCAAGCUUCAGGCAAUGAUGCCGUUAUAUACUACACCCCUGCAGUGUUUAGAAGUGCAGGUAUUCACAACAAGAAGCAGCUAUUUGGUAUCACUGUGAUCAUGGGCUUUACCAAAACGGCCUUUGUUUUGUUAUCGGCCCUUUACUUGGACCGGUUCGGGAGACGGGCACUCUUGUUGUUGGGCUCAAUCGGGCUAUUUAUCUCAUUGAUCGUAUUGGGCCUCGGCUCGAAGUUUCUCGAGCAUGCGGGUAGCAAACCUUUGUGGGCCAUUGUGUUGUGCAUUGUGGCAGUUUGUGCUUACGUCUCAUUCUUUUCAAUUGGGCUUGGGCCUAUUACAUGGGUCUACACAUCGGAGAUAUUUCCGUUACGACUUCGGGCCCAAGGAUCAGCAGUGGCCAUCUCUGUGAACAGACUGGUAAGUGGGGUUGUGUCGAUGACAUUUCUGACCAUUUCAGAGAAAAUAACAUUUGCAGGAAUGUUCUUUCUGCUAUCAGCAAUAGUGGCAUUGGGCACAAUUUUCUUUUAUUUCUUUUUGCCAGAAACUAAAGGCAAGACUUUAGAGGAGAUUGGGGCUCUCUUUGAGGACAAAAAUAGUCCUAGAAUUGUUAACAGGGGAAGGGAAAUGACUGACAUAUAGUGUGGUAGCUAGAUCUGUGUUGUGUUUGAAACUUUGAAUAAUAUUACAUAUUGUGAUUUUGAGUUAAA